AUGGCCAGUGGGGUCUCGGCUGGCAACACCGCUGCUGGCCGGAAGCUUGCCUGGGAAGGAGGACAGCUUUGCCAGUUGCUCCGUUCACCGGAUUACAACCUUUUCCCCAACUCAGCUGUCUUUGAGAGCGACUUUGUGCAGGUCACAAAGGCUGGAAAAUGUGUGGACUUCACCAAUAUGCCCACCGUGGUCUCCAUGGGGGUGACCUCUUCGGACCCCUGCCUCCCUCUCCCUAACGUGCUGCUGAUGGCCAGGCGCAAGGUGCUGGGCAAAGGCUUUGUGGCAGGCAACGGGCAGAGCUCGGAGCUGCCUGUGCUGGACUUGAGCAGGCUGCUGCCCCUCCGCUGUGUCAAGCUGUCUGUCCACCACGCAGCGCAACGGAUCCUGUGCCUUCAGACGGUGACCCGGAAAGUGUAUUACCUGCAGCUCCACCAGGGUUAUCCCAAGGCCGUCUUUGGGCUGUGGAGCCGCUUGGCAGACAUCCUGCAGAGGGGCCUGUCCAUCACCGCCAAGGACCCCGCAGUUCACAUCCGGCACAGCCUGGUGCCCAGCGGCAGCAGCCCCUCCAGCAGCUCCUCGGGGGAGGUGAGGCGCUCGCGCGUGCGGCGGCGGCGGCGGCGGCGGCGGCUUCCGAGGGAAGGGCCGGAGCAGGGGGGGAAGGCAGGCGGGGGCUGGGAAGGGGCGGCGCUGUGGGCAGAAGGGGGGGGCGAGAAGGGCGGUCGGGUCGCCCGGGCUGGGAGCGGCGCUGGCUGCGAGGCACGAGGGCUCCAGGGGGAGGCGGCGCGGUCCAGCCACGGGCGUCGUCCGCCGUGGAGGGCUUUGGGCCUGCAUGGGGGGGGGGCGGCACGUGAGCGUCCAGCCUUCGCCCCCACGCAGCCGCCCAGGCGCCCUUUGUGCCGCGCCGUGCCCGAGCACGGGGCGGCUCGGGCGGCUUCCAGGAUGCCCCGCUGGGUUCAGCCCCUGGCGUAA
Eublepharis macularius is the source of this 969-nucleotide messenger RNA. Its product is annotated as Golgi-associated RAB2 interactor protein 1A-like. Gene Ontology annotation, cellular component: nucleus. The record is from RefSeq and is a predicted model, not a curated record. The coding region runs from base 1 to 969 and encodes 322 amino acids. NCBI's taxonomy places the organism in Eukaryota, Metazoa, Chordata, Lepidosauria, Squamata, Eublepharidae. The transcript is spliced from 3 exons.